Messenger RNA from Vidua chalybeata, 1991 nucleotides. RefSeq names its product WD repeat domain 53 (gene WDR53). The record is from RefSeq and is a predicted model, not a curated record. NCBI's taxonomy places the organism in Eukaryota, Metazoa, Chordata, Aves, Passeriformes, Viduidae. Gene Ontology annotation, molecular function: protein binding. The transcript has 4 exons. Bases 256 to 1320 code for a protein of 354 amino acids.
AAGCCGUUCUUCUUGAUGUAGACGUUCCUCGAGCAGUCGUUGGUGCUGAAGGCGUGGUGGAAGGCACGGACCUGGGCGAGAGAAGGUGGGCACGUUGCAGAGGAUGUCGGUGCGCAGGGCCUCCUCGGCCAGGCAGCGGGCGGCCAGGCUGCGCCACACCUCGCUGUUCUCGUCGCCGUGCAGGACGCGGUGCCACAGCUUGCAGACCAGCGCGCAGCUCCGCAGCUCCCGCAGCUCCAGGGGUGUCCCUGAAGCAUGGCAGUUAAGUGGGACGGUGGGCAUUCCUCCUCUGUCCUGUGCCUGAACGCGAGCGCGGAAGGGCUGGUGGCCUCCGGCGCGGAGCGGGGCGAGCUGGCGCUCUGGGAUGGGGGAGGCUCGCCCGUGGCUCAGCUGCGGCUCCCGCAGGCGGAGGACGUGACCUCGGUGGUGUUCUCCGCCCGCCGGCCCAGCACGCUGUACACCUCCCACGGAGAAACCAUCAGCGUGCUGGAUGUCCGCUCCCUCCAGGAGCCCCUGCAGCGCUUCCACGUGAACGAGGAGGAGAUCAACUGCCUCUCGGUGAACGACACCGACAGCUUCCUGGCUGCGGCGGAUGACUCGGGGGCCAUAAAGGUUGUGGACUUGGAAAGCAAGAAAGUCAGCCGGUCCUUGAGACACUCCAACAUCUGCUCGUCUGUUGCCUUCCGACCUCAGCGGCCUCAAAGCCUGGUUUCUUGUGGACUGGACAUGCAGGUGAUGCUGUGGAACCUGCAGAAGGUUCGUCCCUUGUGGACCACGAACCUGCAGGAGUGUGACAUGCAGGAAGAGAGCCCACAGUCAGCCGGGCAGUUCUUCAACCCGCCGCUCGCACAUUCCCUGUCCGUCGCCUCUUGCGGCAACGUCUUCGGCUGCGGAGCUCAGGACGGUAAAGUCCGAAUAUUCCGAGUCACCGGUGCCAGGUUUGAACGUGAGCUGGAGUUCCAGGCUCACAGCUUGGGAGUCUCGCAGGUGCUCUUUAUGCCUGAGGCAUACCAGUUGUUGUCUGGAGGAAACGAUGGGAAAGUCUUGCUCUGGGAUGUCAGCAGCAACGUUGGGAAGCAGCAAAAAAGUCCAGCAAAAUCUCUGCACAGGAAGAAGGCCCAAGCAGCUGCUUCCAGCAGGAAAGAUGGGAAGCUCAACAAAGCAGCCUCAAAUGAACACCCUGGAGUUGUGCCAAAGCUCAGCAUUGAGCACGGAGAGAAGGUGAACUGGCUCUCGUGCACAGAGAUCAAGGGCUCCAGGAGAGUGUUGGUUGCUGACCAGACCAGCUCGGUAUCAGCCUAUCCGUUGCCAGAACCUUAAGGCACCCAGGUGCUUACAGAAGUCUGGGGAAUAAAACCACUUCUCAGAGCCAGUUACAUCCACUGACAGUGAACUGGACAGUGAACCCCUCUGGGUCCCUGGGAAGGGAAAGGGAUUUGCUGUGCACUCGUGAUGUCCCUGGCCUCGUGCUGGUUCCUUGUGGCUGUUAUGUUCACAGCCACUCUCUCUUGCAGGGUUGGCAGUUUGCUGCUUGGAUUUAAGUAAAACGGGUCUCUAUAUUUAGGGGUAACAUUAGUUCCUGGCUAAGCUGACGUAAUUAAGGCUGGAGGAGAAAAUUAGUGCUCAGGAGACACCCACAAUGCUAAGUGAGGCUGCUGAACAGUAGCAGGGCUGUCAUUGGCUCAGCCCUAUGUGGUUUGGGCUGCUGCAGUGCCCUGUGUGACUUCUCCCAUGAAGCUGUGUCCCAGUUGGCUUGAACUGGUCAUGGUGGAAUCUGGUUUUCAUCACUCUAUCAGCAGCUGCAUAGACUAGAUGCAUCAGUUAACGAGUAAUCAAAUUAGUUUCCCUGUGGUUGCCAACUGAUUUUUUCACUGCAGCAAAAGAAGGAGCAGAGGAACUGUUACACCUGUUUGCUGGGUCAGCUGUCAGUUGUGUAUCCCAGGGAAAAAGAACUAUUACACUUGGCUUAAUAAAUGCUUUCUCUCUCACUG